AUGAAAAGUUUGUUUCUUAUUUGUUUUUCAUUUUCUCUGUUCAUCACUCAGUACAUUAGUAUUACAAGAGCGCAGCAAUACGAUAUGACGGGGGCUUUUGGUUUGAAUUAUGGAACAAAAGCAAACAAUCUUCCAACACCAGAUAAAGCGCUAAACCCUCUAGUGCACUACGUUUGGAGACUCCGUAUAUUCGCGCCGGAUAAUGGCGUCCUAGAUUAUCUUAACAGAAGUUACCCAACACAAGGUUAUACGUUCGCUGUAGCUAUGGGGACGCUCAAUGACGAUGUCCAAAAGAUAGCGGACGACCAAAACUAUGCAAAUUCAUGGGUACAAAACAACAUAGUCCCCUGGACAAACACAAUUUUUACCCAUAUUGUGCUUGGCAAUGAAGUAAUCCCUGGUCCAAUAGGUAAUUUUGUCGUUCAAGCCAUGAUAAACAUGGAGAAAGCUAUAAAGGAGUGUACUACACAGAAUAUACAAGUAACCACAGCGGUGGCUAUGAAUGUACUCGGAGUGUCCUAUCCACCUUCUGCAGGAGUGUUCACGGAGGAUGCCAUGGAGGUAAUGAGAGGCGUCGUAAAUUUCUUACAAAACCGCCCUCAGUACAAACUGUUAGUAAAUGUUUACCCUUAUUUCGCCUACGCUAAUAACCCUGCAGAAGUUAGGCUAGACUACGCAUUGUUCAACACUACUGAUAUUGUUGUUCAAGAUGGAGAUCUUCAAUACAGCAAUUUAUUUUACUCUAUGGUGGAUGCAAUGAUUUGGGCUGUAGAGAAAGCAGGAGGACCAGAUGUUCAGAUUUCGGUGAGUGAGACUGGUUGGCCCUCUGCUGGGAAUGGUGAUAUAGCGACUGUUGAACAUGCUCGGAUGUAUGUCAACAAUUUGAUUGCUACACUUAUGAAAUCGGGAACGCCGAAAAGACCACAAUACCCUAUGAAGACGUAUAUAUUUGCUAUGUAUAACGAAGAUCUAAAACCUGAAGGAGUUGAAAGAAAUUUUGGAAUUUAUCAACCGGACCUAUCAGAAGUAUAUCACGUAGACUGGCCUAAAUGGAAUGAGACAGUUAACUUGGGUAAUAUUGUAGAUUAAGUGAUAUUUGAAAGAACAAUGUAUUCUAUAUUAUACCGCAAACCACAAUGUAAUGUCUAGACAUAUCUUUGGUUAAAUAAAAAGCAAAAGUGUAUUCCGUGCA
This is a messenger RNA of Papaver somniferum (opium poppy), 1192 nucleotides long. Its product is annotated as putative glucan endo-1,3-beta-glucosidase GVI. The record is from RefSeq and is a predicted model, not a curated record. The transcript has 2 exons. Bases 1 to 1089 code for a protein of 362 amino acids. Gene Ontology annotation, biological process: carbohydrate metabolic process. Gene Ontology annotation, cellular component: plasma membrane. NCBI's taxonomy places the organism in Eukaryota, Viridiplantae, Streptophyta, Magnoliopsida, Ranunculales, Papaveraceae. Gene Ontology annotation, molecular function: hydrolase activity, hydrolyzing O-glycosyl compounds.